Messenger RNA from Schistosoma mattheei, 953 nucleotides. NCBI's taxonomy places the organism in Eukaryota, Metazoa, Platyhelminthes, Trematoda, Strigeidida, Schistosomatidae. The record is from the annotation of a GenBank genome assembly.
UACUGACAUACGUUCAUUAUUGCAUUUUAUUUUGUUUAAUCCUUCCACGACUCCACAUUCUCUUACUCAACACCUUUCGAAAAUACUCUACAUUUCCAUUUCCCUCUAUUGACUGUGAGAGAUUCCCUUGUCAAAUCAUCACUUUAAAUUUAUUUUUCUACAAUAAGAUGGAUACUCCUGAGUUGACUGAAUAUGAAUCUGUACCAAGUAUUCGUGUCCAUAAACGUGAGACAAAGCACAGAAUAUUUGUCAACCGGAGCUUGCAGCUAGACAAGAUAAAGUUUUUCGGAUUCGAUAUGGACUACACUCUAGCACAGUAUAAAUCACCACAAUAUGAAGAGCUUGCAUUUAAUAUUAUAAAAAACCGGCUGAUAAAACUGGGCUAUCCUCCGAAAACUUCUGAUUUUGUUUAUGAUCCCUCGUUCCCGCUGAGAGGCCUAUGGUUUGAUCGGCUUUAUGGUACUCUGUUAAAAAUGGAUCAGUUUGGCAAUAUUCUUUCAUGUUUACGUGGAUUCAAUUUUAUCCAAAGGGAAGAACUUCGAUCAAUGUAUCCAAAUAAGUUUGUGAAGUACGACGAGAAACGAAUUGAAAUAAUGAACACUUUAUUCAGUCUUCCAGAAACCUACAUACUCUCAUGUAUAAUCCAUAUGUUCGUCAACGAUCCUGAUUAUAUAAAAGUUGAGCAUGGUGUCAAAAAAGGAUCUCUAUAUAUGUCAUACGCUUCAAUUUAUGAAGACGUAAGAACCGCUUGUGAUUGGAUGCAUAGAGGAGAACUAAAACAACGUACUUUGGCAAAUAUUAGUGAAUAUGUCGAAAGAGAUCCACGUUUAUGUACUUUGUUAGAUCGGCUACGAGUGAAUGGUGCGAAAGUGUUUUUGUUAACGAACAGUGACUUUGAAUAUUCUCAUGUAAGUUGUUUUCCUCUUUUUUUACCAUGGAAAAUCAAGUAUUAA